Molecule: messenger RNA, 1044 nt
Organism: Nerophis ophidion (straightnose pipefish)
Lineage: Eukaryota; Metazoa; Chordata; Actinopteri; Syngnathiformes; Syngnathidae
Product: alpha-synuclein-like
Exons: 5
Coding region: 280-660 (126 amino acids)
Biological process (GO): chemical synaptic transmission; synaptic vesicle endocytosis; synapse organization
Cellular component (GO): axon terminus; neuronal cell body; cytoplasm
Molecular function (GO): cuprous ion binding
Source: RefSeq, a predicted model, not a curated record
CAACAGGUGCGUGAUUAGUGUCUCUGUGUACGGUUAUAAAUAUAUAGCCUAUAUAUAUUUUUUUAACAUACAUCAUAUUACGUCUUGUGCGUUAUUUAAUUAAGCGACUAUUAAUAUACGGUUCUUUUUUUCCGCCCUUCAGCUAUAAUUAAGCCCUACAGGUGGCACAAGUCUACAUCCGCUGGAAAAAGUAGAGCGCCGGUGUGCCGGUGGAGUGAGCAGUGAUCCGCUCGUCACUUCUUUUCGGAGACAACAAGAAGACAGCAGCGGACGUCAAACAUGGACUCUCUUAAGAAAAGUUUCAACAAGGCGAAAGAAGGUGUAGUGUUCGCGGCAGAGAAGACUAAGCAGGGCGUGACGGGAGCGGCCGAAAUGACCAAAGAUGGGGUCGUGUUUGUCGGCACCAAAACAAAGGAUGGCGUCACAACAGUUGCAGGUAAAACAGUGGAGGGUGUGAGUCAAGUGAGCGGAGCUGUGGUUACCGGGAUGACUAAUGUUGCCCAAAAAACUGUGGAGGGGGCGGGCAAUAUUGUCGCAGCCACCGGAUUGGCCAAGAAGGAUCCAGCCAAACCAGGCGAGGACAACUCGGGCGGGCAGGAUGUGGUCCAGUCGCCCGUUGAUACCAACGUUGCCGACGCACCAGUGGACAACACAGCUUGAAGUCAACGUUUUACGAAGAAAAGAUGACCGUAACAUUCCAUGUUGCUCUGACAAGUUGGUCCUGUGUGUGUGUGUGUUCUUCUGGUUGGAUGUGGGUUGUGUAUUCCUAAUAUGCAUCUGCAUAUCAGCAAAUGUACCUCAGGUGUCUUGUGUGAUUCGUAACCAAACGUCAUUGACAUGACAAUGCCACUUUACCUUAACCGUGUGUGUGUAACCACCUGGAAUAUUCCACAACUACCCACCCAAGUGUCUAUGUGAACAGUACUGUAGUUUUAUGGUAUACAAAUGUUUGCGUCUAUCUUGGAAUUUCGUCAGAUUAACUUUCCGAAUUACUGCCGUGCAUCUUUAUUUGGAUUGUAGUGUUGAAUAAAAUGUAAACUUUCA